AUGAGGUCUAAAUUCAAGGAUGAGCACCCUUUUGACAAGCGCAAGGCUGAAGCAGAACGGAUUCGUCAGAAGUAUCCAGAUCGAAUUCCUGUUAUCUGCGAGAAGGCAGACAAGACCGACAUUCCCACUAUCGACAAGAAGAAGUACCUCGUCCCAUCAGACCUUACGGUCGGUCAAUUCGUGUAUGUAAUUCGGAAGCGUAUCAAGCUGGCGCCAGAGAAGGCGAUCUUCAUCUUUGUCGAUGAGGUAUUGCCACCAACGGCGGCAUUGAUGAGUGCAAUCUAUGAAGAGCAUAAAGAUGAGGACGGUUUCUUGUACGUCAGCUACUCUGGGGAGAAUACCUUCGGCUCGCGGCUGGCUCCCUGUAUGGCGGAUGUCUUGCGAUUAGGCCUUAUUGAGGACCAUCUGACGCGUGAUGAUAUUCUCCUCGACCUCCUAACUCAUGACGUUGCAAUCGCUGUUUUUCCACCCUUCUCUGCUCAACUACCAUUGCAUCGUGGCCUGCAUCUCACCGGCUAA
Fibroporia radiculosa is the source of this 519-nucleotide messenger RNA. RefSeq lists its product as uncharacterized. Gene Ontology annotation, molecular function: phosphatidylethanolamine binding. Gene Ontology annotation, biological process: cellular response to nitrogen starvation; macroautophagy. The record is from RefSeq and is a predicted model, not a curated record. NCBI's taxonomy places the organism in Eukaryota, Fungi, Basidiomycota, Agaricomycetes, Polyporales, Fibroporiaceae. Gene Ontology annotation, cellular component: fungal-type vacuole membrane; autophagosome; cytosol. The transcript is spliced from 6 exons. The coding region runs from base 1 to 519 and encodes 172 amino acids.